Molecule: messenger RNA, 3165 nt
Organism: Cygnus atratus (black swan)
Lineage: Eukaryota; Metazoa; Chordata; Aves; Anseriformes; Anatidae
Gene: TNFRSF1B
Product: TNF receptor superfamily member 1B
Exons: 10
Coding region: 32-1438 (468 amino acids)
Biological process (GO): inflammatory response; extrinsic apoptotic signaling pathway; positive regulation of myelination
Cellular component (GO): membrane
Molecular function (GO): tumor necrosis factor receptor activity; tumor necrosis factor binding
Source: RefSeq, a predicted model, not a curated record
CUCCGCCCCGCCGCCGGCCUCCGUCGGCGCGAUGGGGCCGCGCUGGCUGCUGCUCGCCGCCCUCCUGCGAGCCGCGGGCGGCCGGGAUUAUUCAUUGCCUUAUACGCCACAGUUUGCACAAUGCAGAGACCCCAGCACUGAAUUCUAUGAAGAAAGUCUUAACAAGUGUUGCAGCCAGUGCCCUCCAGGUCAGUAUAAGACAGAGAGCUGCAGUCACAGUGUGGACACAAAGUGCAGUCCUUGUAGACCUAACACAUAUACAGCCAUCUGGAAUCGGUCUCCUCAGUGCUUUGCUUGCUCACCACCCUGCAGGAAAGGAUUUGUACAGAAUCAAACGUGCACUAAUUCACAGGACAGAAUCUGUAUUUGCCCACGCAAUGAGUACUGUAUUUCAAAAAUAUACCAGAACUGCCAGAUAUGUAGAGUGCAUAAAAAAUGUGGAAAAGGUUACCGAGUUUUCAAAAGAGGAACAGAUAGCACAGAUACAGAAUGUAAACCUUGUCCUCCUGGCACUUUUUCAGAUGAGGAAUCUUAUGAUACCAACUGUAUACCACACACAGUUUGUAAAUCAGUGGCUGUUCCAGGAAACAGCAUGAAUGACACUGUUUGCCAUGACUCAGGAAGAGCAGCUGCCACAGUUCUACCUCACACUGUUGUAAACGUGCUCCCAGUCCGAAGUUCAACUUCCAACAAACCUGACGUAGUAACUCGGCCUGUCAUACUAAACUCUGUACCCGACAUGUCUCACAUCAUCGGAUCAGUAACAGGGCCGUUGUUAUUGGUCCUGUUAAUCACUAUUUUGGGAUAUUGCUUAAUCUCAAAAAAAAAAGCCCUUGCAUACUUGCCACCAACUAGAGAAGCAGAUGCGCCUUUUUCCCCUUCAGAGAAGCAGUGUGACAAAAAGAUAAGAAAUACGGGAUCGCAAAACUCCAGCAGCUGUCAACAGGAGGAGCAGCAUCUCUUGGAAACUCCUGGGUCAAGUAGUAGCUCCCUGAAUAAUCCAACUGGGUCUGCAAGAGUCUGUGUAAUAAAUAACAAGAACAAUGAAAAGAAAGAAACAGAAAGAUUUCCACAGCAAUAUUCAGCUGCAGAAGGUUGUAAGCUUCACAGUGGAGACAGACACAACUCUGCAAGUUCGGAACACUCUGGUAAUGGAGGAACACAGGUGAAUGUGACUUGUAUUGUUAAAGUAUGUAAUCCAGAUUGUGGUUCCCAGUUCCCAGAACAGACUAGUUCAACUAGCAUGGAUUAUGGAAAUGUUCGUUAUUAUUCUCCAACAGGGGAAGAAAUUCCCCUUUCAAAAGAAGAAAACUCCUUGAAAAAAGAAACAGAAAUUCACAUCUCAGUGGAAGCCAAGGACAAUUUACUUCAGGACUUACUUCCCGAAGAAAAGAAGUUUCCUCUGGGUGUUCAAGAUGUGGGGAUGAAAACUGUUUAAAGGAGAUAACAGAUCAUACACUGAUUGACUGAUAAAUUCAUCAGAUAACCCCUUAUCUUCUAAAAUAAACAUGUUAAAUGUAGCAUUCCUACAGAGUCCUGAAAUUUCAUCUGAGUAUAGACAUUUAUUUUUUGAAGUUUUUAAUCUCUUCUUUGGCAGCUUUAAGAGUUGAAGGAUCACCAUUGCAGCUUUGAAAAAGUUACGAUUUUUAAUGCUUUUUCUUUUAAACUGAAUGGCCAACUCCUUCCUUUCUUCUGUGAUACUCUGAAGAAACCUUUGCUAGCUUUGAAAAGAAAUGUUUUUCUAACUUGAUGCCAUUUACUUUUCUCCUGAAACUUCUUGUGAUGAUAAUUUGGGAUCAGGUGUGCCAUAUGUCAAGAACAUGACUGUGAACGCCACUUCUGAGUGACUGGAUUAAAAUUAUCAGUCAUACAAUGCUAAUGAAUUAUCCAUUUAACUUUAGUUUUAAAACUAUUGUGUUCAAUUUCUCAUCCCAUAUUUUCAAGGAUUUGCUUUUCUCCAGCCUCCUGGAUAUUUAUUAUUACAGUUUGCUUUCUCUCCUUAUUGGACCAAACUUUUCCAAUCAACCUUACAUAUAUCAAGGAGUAGAAUCUUUUACAGGACCUUUUUUUUUUUUUUUUGCUAGAUUAUUAUGUCUAAACGAUAGCAUUAUUUCAUUAGCUGUACAUAGUUCAUUUUAUUUUAGAAAGGAAAAUCUAGAUUAAAUAGUUAUUUUCUUCAAGUAGAAAACAAUUUCCUGUUAUUGACAGCUCUAAAAUUUGUCAUCUUUGUGCUCUGGCUGAUUUAAUAUGGUUCCCUGAUUUGAUUCUGACCUUGUUUUUGAGGUUUUUGAGGCUAACCAUGAACCCAAAAUAUUCUUCUCUACAUUCCAGUGGAUAUUAGAGAAGAUCCAGAUGAAUAUGUGGGCCAGGCAGCUCACCCCCACUGAUCUCAGGAAAAGGACACUCUCUUGACGAUUGCAUAACUUAAUCUGUAAAAAGUGGAAUUGACUCAGACCUCAGAACCAGAAAAUCCUGUUGUCUUCCACAUGUUGUUCAAUGCUGAAGAUCCAUCCACGUCUUACAGAAAAUUAGUAGAAGCAUAGCAUUUAUUCUACAGCUACAGAAAAAAGACUUUAAAAUACAUAUUUUAAACUACAAAAAAAUGAGAUUUAUUAAUAUUAUUUCUAGAAGUGGAAACUGACAAAAAGGUCUUUAAUUCUACUAUGAUUCUAUGAAGAAACUUUUUACAACUGUAUAUUAAACUUUUACUUGAGGGUCAUUUUCAGAAAUGACUGUGAAACUGGAAACACUGAAACUAGUGCAAAAUUGAAGGAUGUAGGAAAAAAAAGUUUUAUAUAGUACUUUGAACCUCUUCUGUUGUACUGAGUAUUUUAAUAUCUUGCUCAUCAGCUCCCAGUAUUGGGACCACAUGGGAGAAGCAGCAGCAGCUUUUUGAAGAAGUUUUAAAAAUGUUUAAAAAGGAGGAUCCAGUUAUGGUAGUUAAUUUACUGUGUUUUCAAAUUAUGGAGGAGUGUGACAGAAGGGAAGUCCAAGUUUUACGGGGAAGUAUGAAAUGUACUUGUAUUUGUUAAUUAAAAAAAGACUAUUUUUAUACUUGUAUCUUCAUGGUUCCUACCUCUCUCCUAAACAGAAUUAUAAUUUUUCAAUGGCAUUCAAAACAAUUUUAUUUCUUACUGUUACUGCCUAAUUAAAACAGGAUUGAUA